ACAUGAUGCUCUCUGGGAGGCCGCUCAUGCUCCUGGCCACGGCUCUGAAGAUGAACAUGACGCUGCGGGAGCUUUACCUGGCCGACAACAAACUCAACGGGCUGCAGGACUCGGCCCAGCUCGGGAACCUCCUCAAGUUCAACUGCUCCAUCCACAUCCUCGACCUCCGCAACAACCACGUCCUCGACUCCGGCCUGGCCUACAUCUGCGAGGGGCUGAAGGAGCAGAGGAAGGGGCUGCUCACCCUGGUGCUGUGGAACAACCAACUCACCCACACCGGGAUGGCCUAUCUGGGAAUGACCCUGCCCCACACGCAGAGCCUGGAGACGCUGAACCUGGGCCACAAUCCCAUCGGGAACGAGGGCGUGCGGAACCUGAAGAACGGCCUCAUCGGGAACCGCUCCGUGCUCCGCCUCGGACUCGCCUCCACCAAGCUCACCUGCGAAGGUCAGCAC
Neopelma chrysocephalum (saffron-crested tyrant-manakin) is the source of this 455-nucleotide messenger RNA. RefSeq names its product protein phosphatase 1 regulatory subunit 37-like. The record is from RefSeq and is a predicted model, not a curated record. The transcript has 5 exons. The annotation marks the transcript as partial. NCBI's taxonomy places the organism in Eukaryota, Metazoa, Chordata, Aves, Passeriformes, Pipridae. Gene Ontology annotation, molecular function: protein binding.